Messenger RNA from Debaryomyces fabryi, 693 nucleotides. RefSeq names its product U2-type spliceosomal complex subunit. The coding region runs from base 1 to 693 and encodes 230 amino acids. NCBI's taxonomy places the organism in Eukaryota, Fungi, Ascomycota, Pichiomycetes, Serinales, Debaryomycetaceae. Gene Ontology annotation, biological process: snoRNA splicing. Gene Ontology annotation, cellular component: U2-type spliceosomal complex. Gene Ontology annotation, molecular function: metal ion binding. The record is from RefSeq and is a predicted model, not a curated record. The transcript has a single exon.
AUGUUUAAGAAAAGAUCCGUCAAGAAGAAUGAAGACGGGGCAGUAUCCAAGCCAAAGCGAAAAUUGGAUGUCGACGAUUUCGAAUCAGACUCCGAUGAUUUACUAGAGAAGAAAAUCAAGAGCUCAUCUCACAGCAUCAAGAAACGUAAGCCGAUGAAUAGCAUUAAAAAGCCUACACGAGACGUGGAACAUGGUCAAACCUCUGAUAAAUCAAAUGCAUUAUCUAAUCCAUCUUUGGAACAGGCCACCACCGACAAAUCCGCUGGCGAAAAAUCGGUAGGACCAAUAAAGCCACCACCUAUCAGCAUUAAGACCACUACCAUCACAGAUUUUCAGCCAGAUGUGUGUAAGGAUUUUCUUCAGACAGGUUAUUGUGGAUAUGGUGAUACGUGUAAGUUUCUUCACAUCAGAGAUGAGCUGAAACAACGCAAGCCAAUAGAAAAAGAGUGGGAAACAGUCACUGUGCAACAGAAAACCGAUAAAUCGAAAGAACAAAUGCCCUAUCGCUGUGUAAUAUGUUCGAAGGACUACAGUCUGCCAGUCAAGACUGAAUGCAACCAUUUAUUCUGCCAAAAGUGUUUUAUGAAUAGAUAUAGGAAUUUGAAAAAACCGAAUUGCUUUAUAUGUGGAAAAGACACGGGAGGUGUGUGUUCGCCUGUUCUGAAAAAAGAGCUAGAGAAGCUUAUUUCAUAA